CUUUUCAUGUUAACAAAAGAUGAGCAUUAUUAUGAACAUUUCCUUUUAAAUGAUUCAAACUUAUCAGACAAAUCAUUUGAAAUAAGAGUAUUAAUAUUAAUGAUUAUCUUAGUUUCAUCUCUUUGCUACUCAAUAUUUCCAGCAAUAAAAUUGUUAUCAUACAACAAAGUAUCACAGAUAAUAAUGUGAAUUUAUGUCAUCCGAAUAUUAAAGAUCUAUUGCUCUUAGCAAUUUAGAACUUUAAUUGUCAUUCAUGUAGAACAAAACCAAUCACGGAUUGUGA
This is a messenger RNA of Paramecium sonneborni, 283 nucleotides long. Lineage: Eukaryota; Ciliophora; Oligohymenophorea; Peniculida; Parameciidae. The record is from the annotation of a GenBank genome assembly.